AUGGUUUUCCGGUCGUGUGUUGUUACGGUGGGCCUGUACUCGAGAGCUAGGGUUCCUAGUUUACUCUCUUCUCUUUUCUUCUAUCCAAGUUCCAAUAAUGCACUAACCAAUUCACUACCAACGGUAACAACGGCCAGCCGAGUUUCCAGAUACAACGAUCUAUACAGGAAGAGCACGGUAGAAGCGGAGAGGGGUUUGGUUCUUUCAUAUGCAGUAACUGGCCGAAGAAAGAUCCAUACAGUACAGGAAGGUGAGAAGAAGAUAGAACGGUGGAAGAAAAUAGAAGAAACUCGUCCGAUUGAUGAAUUGAUGUUGGACUCGGUUGUAGAGGUAUCCUCUACCUCUACCCUGUACAGCAAAUCCAAACCUUGGGAGACUCUAAAGGAAAAAUCAUCCAGGGGCUCUGGAUUUGCAAUCGCGGAAAAGAAAAUUCUUACGAACGCUCAUGUGGUGAUGGCAAUGAAUGAUCACACAUUUGUGAACGUCAAAAGACAUGGCUCUCCAAUCAAAUACAAAGCAAAAGUUCAAAAGAUUUCACAUGAAUGUGAUUUGGCUAUCUUGGAGAUCGAUAGCGACAAGUUUUGGGAUGGUAUAGAUCCCUUGGAGCUCGGAGAUAUACCGCCACUCGAAGAAGUUGUGUCUGUUGUUGGUGGUGAAAAUAUCUGCGUUACAAAAGGUCUCGUACUUAGAGUUGAAACUAAAAAAUACAAUCACAGUGGCAAGGAUCUGCUAUCAAUACAAAUUGAUGCAAGUAUCGACCAUGGAAAUACUGGUGGCCCGGUAAUUAUGGGAAACAAAGUCGUUGGUGUAGCAUAUGGAUUUUACCCUACAAAGAACUCAGGUUUUGUGAUCCCAACUCCAAUAGUUAAGCAUUUUAUAACUGGUGUUCAAGAAAGCAGACAAUAUUCUGGUUUCGGCUCAUUGGAUCUAUCAUAUCAAUCUCUUGAAAAUGUUCACAUCCGUAAUCAUUUUAAGAUGAGUCCUGAAAUGACAGGAAUUCUUAUAAACAAAGUAUAUUCGUCGUCGGGGGCACACAAGAUUUUGAGAAAAUAUGACAUCAUUCUUGCAAUUGAUGGUGUUCCGAUAGGAAAUGAUGAGAAAGUUCCUUUCCAAAACAAAAAUCGGAUAAAUUUCUCCCACUUGGUUUCUUUAAAGAAACCAGGUGAAAAAGCCUUAGUUAAAGUUUUACGAAAGGGAAAAGAGCAUGAGUACAAUAUCACUCUUAAACCGGUUAAACCAAACGUUAAAGUGCAACAAUUUUAUAAUCUUCCAAGUUAUUACAUAUUUGGGGGUUUCGUUUUUGUGCCUCUCACUAAAGCAUAUAGUGAUAAUUUGAGCCUUAGUGGUUGCAAAUGUGCAUUAUAUAAUACGUACAGAAAGGCUGGUGAACAUCAACUAGUCAUAAUUUCCAAGAUAUUAGAAGAUGACAUCAACAAAGGAUAUGAAAGUUUAGAUGAUUUGCAGGUGAAGAAAGUGAACAGCGUGAAAGUUAAGAAUUUGAAGCACCUAUGCGAGCUAAUAGAGAAAUGUAGCACCAAAGAUUUGAGGCUGGUCUUAGAAGAUAAUAAGGUUAUGGUCCUCAACACUGAAUCUGCUAAAAAGGCAACGUUGAAGAUCAUGGAACGUCACAAAAUAAAGUCGGUCAUAUCUAAGGACAUUUGUCUUCCUAUGUUGCUUGAUGAUCCGUUCAAAGACAAUAGGAUCAACCUUCUUCCUUGGAGUAUUCUAAAAACAGUUACUAAUAUAUAAUUACG
Molecule: messenger RNA, 1754 nt
Organism: Camelina sativa (false flax)
Lineage: Eukaryota; Viridiplantae; Streptophyta; Magnoliopsida; Brassicales; Brassicaceae
Source: RefSeq, a predicted model, not a curated record